UCUCAUGCUUGGUCUGACUCUUGGUGAAGUCAUUUCCAUGAGAGUGGCACUCCCUGAGCUUGGACCCUGAACUCUGUCAUAAAGAGGAAGAGAUUCGCUUUCACAUAGACACACAAGAGUUGUGUGCAUCACAGAAUACGCAUUUUCAUAUCAAGACUACUGAGCAGGGUUUCUACACAUAAACUGGCAAAAUGGCAAAUAAAGGUCCAGCCUAUGGUCUGAGUCGUGAGGUGCAGAGUAAGAUUGACAAGAAGUAUGAUCCAGACCUGGAGGAUCGGCUGGUGCAGUGGAUCAUCGCUCAGUGUGGGGAUUCUGUAGGAAAACCGAAACCUGGAAAACAAGACUUCCAGCAAUGGCUUAAGGACGGAUGUGUUUUAUGUGAGCUGAUUAACAGUCUUGCUAAGGAUUCAAAGCUUGUGAAAAAGAUCCAAAGUUCUGCAAUGGCUUUUAAACAGAUGGAGCAGAUCUCUCAGUUCCUUGGUGCUGCUGAACGCUAUGGGGUCACCAAGUCUGACAUGUUUCAAACAGUUGACCUGUGGGAGGGUAAGGACCUUGCCGCUGUGCAAAUGACACUGAUGUCUUUAGGGAGUCUUGCUGUUACUAAGGAUGAUGGCUGUUACCGCGGAGACCCCAGUUGGUUCCACAAGAAAUCCCAGGAGAACAAGAGGGAGUUCACUGACGAGCAGCUGAAAGAAGGUCAGAGUGUAAUCGGCCUACAGAUGGGCACUAACAAAGGGGCAUCGCAGGCGGGCAUGACUGGUUACGGUCGACCUCGGCAGAUCUUUAACAACUAGUAAAGGCCUGACGAUCCGUGAUCUGUCCUUCUUGGCCCAUCAGCAGGGCAGACCAGAUUUAGUCUCACUUAAACCUUCAACAAUCCCCAGCUGGACAAUAACAAUGAACAGAACACACACGGCUUAAACCAGAGUUUACAAAUUCAUUGUGUCAUUUCAAAAUAAAGCUGCUCUAGGCCUUUGCUUCAGAAACCAACUAUUCCCUACACAUGAGCUGAUAUCCUAUACAUUCCAUUACAAUUCCAUUAGUCUGCCGUAAAUUCUAUUAGGGUGCAGACGGACAUACAUUCCAUUAUUCUGUUAUAUACAUUCCAGAGAAACGCAUUCUGCUGCACUCCAUGAGAACAAAAUGCCUAUAAGUUGAAUUUGGCCUUGCACAGUCACGUGUUGUCUUGUGUUUCUGUGGAUCUGAUUUGUAUGCUUCAUUUCCUGAUCUAAAAUCAAUAUGAAUCUAGGGCUUUACAUCAAUACGUUUAUACAUUGUACAUGAGUGACUAAUAAUUGAUUUUGCUAAUAAAAUUCAGUUAAAUUUUGAAAUCUCA
Onychostoma macrolepis is the source of this 1336-nucleotide messenger RNA. RefSeq names its product transgelin 2 (gene tagln2). Gene Ontology annotation, molecular function: protein binding. NCBI's taxonomy places the organism in Eukaryota, Metazoa, Chordata, Actinopteri, Cypriniformes, Cyprinidae. The record is from RefSeq and is a predicted model, not a curated record. Bases 192 to 794 code for a protein of 200 amino acids. The transcript has 5 exons.